AAGGUUCAAUACUAAAGUGGAAUGUUCGGACCGAAAUGCUUUACACGUUCUGUCGUCCAUCUUCGAACGCCAGGCGACGGAGGCGACAGCAUGUUAUGCUUUUUGUGAGUUUCUGUCUUGACUGAUAUCCGAGAGGGAGCACAGCCCAGCAUCCUGUCUUGCCAAAUCUCGCUGGAGCGCUAUCGUUCGGGCAGCAGUUCGCUUUCAACGCUUCCAUCGGGAGGAUUCAUUACUCAUGGGUUCCAGGCGGUGGUUUCAUCCGUACAUCACCGGCGUUCAAGCCGAAAAUUUGUUGUUGGAAUGCGGGGUGGAUGGUAGUUUCCUUGCGAGAAGGUCGCAUACUGAUCUGGGUCAUUUCACAUUAUCGGCAAGACGCAACAAUGCUGUCACGCACAUCAAAAUUCGAAGCACUGGAGAUUAUUAUGAUCUCUACGGUGGCGAUACAUUCGCCACUUUGUAUGAAUUGGUGCAGCAUUACAUGGAAAAUCUAGGCCAUCUUCGGGAACGCAAUGGAGAAAUUAUCGAAUUGAAAUACCCGGUGUCGUGUGCUGAUCCUACCACGGAGAGUAGAUGGUACCACGGGCACAUGAGUGGUCGUGAAGCAGAGCGAAUGCUGCUUAGUCGUGGUAAGAGUGGAAGUUUCCUGGUUCGUGAAUCCAGAAGCAAACCCGGAGAUUUUGUGCUCUCUGUCCGCACUGAUGAUAAAAUAACUCAUGUCAUUAUUCGGUGUCGGGUGAGAUCCUGUGCUCUUGGCCUUUUCGCAGAAAAUCAUCUGCGCUUUUUUUUCCAGAGCGGAAAGUAUGACGUUGGCGGUGGUACGGAGUUCAGCACCUUGUGUGAGCUUGUGGAUCAUUAUUGGAAGAAUCCGAUGGUCGAGUCAUCUGGCACAGUUGUGCAUUUAAAACAGCCUUUUAACGCCACGAGGAUUGCAGCCAGUCAGAUCGAUACACGGUAUCGUGAACUCAAAAAAGACAAUAGUUCCGGAAGUGAUCACAAAGAUGCCGACAAGGUGGGUUUGGAUUUCUAUGUCUCCGACAAACAAGUUUCCAUAUCCACGGUAUCCACUUGCACUGGCGGAAAAGCUGGUUUUUGGGAGGAAUUCGAGAGCUUGCAAGAGCAGGAGUGCAAACAUUUGUAUUCUAGUGUUCCAGGCGAUGAAGGAAGUCCUGAUCGUACAUUUACGCGCAAAGAAGGACAGAAACCGGAGAACAGAGGAAAAAACCGCUACAAGAAUAUCCUCCCAUUUGACCAUUCGAGAGUCAAGUUGAAAGAUGCAGAUCCUGAUGUUCCUGGGUCGGAGUACAUCAAUGCAAAUUACAUCAAGGCCGACGAGGAAGUUGUUGGAGAAGGUGCCAGCCAGAAUAUGUACAUUGCCACUCAAGGUUGUUUAACAGCGACUAUGAAUGAUUUUUGGAAGAUGGUCUGGCAAGAAAAUACUCGCGUAAUCGUCAUGACUACUAAGGAGGUUGAAAGAGGGCGCAACAAAUGUGUCCGCUAUUGGCCUGAGGAGCAAGGUCAGACAGAAACGUACGGGGACAUAGUUGUGAAGAUGACGAAAGAAUCGUGCACCACGGAUUUCGCGUUGAGGGAAUUCUCCGUUCAUUCCACGAAAGUGGAUGAUUCUCCUCGUAUGAUAUAUCAUUACCAUUUUCUUGUGUGGCCAGACCAUGGGGUUCCCUCUGAUCCUGGUUGCGUUUUGAAUUUCCUGAUGGAAGUGAAUAGUCGUCAGAGAUCAACUGCCCAAAGCAAUGGCGAUGAUGCUAGCGGUGAAGCUGGUCCUAUGAUCGUGCACUGUUCCGCUGGAAUCGGUCGAACCGGGACUUUUAUAGUCAUUGAUAUGAUCUUGGAUCAGAUCGUGCGCCAGGGCCUGAAUACAGAGAUUGAUAUUCAGCGCACGGUAUUGUCUGUUCGAGCCCAGCGAUCGGGAAUGGUGCAAACAGUGGCCCAAUAUAAAUUCGUGUAUUCAGCCGUCAAGCAAUACGUGGAGACGUUUUCCCAACGGAUGGAGGCUGGUCAAAAAUCCAUGCAGUUCGGACAUGAGUACACAAAUAUUAAGUACUCUUCCGAAGGAAUGAUGGAUCCAACGCGUUCAUUGUCGAUGUCUUCCUUGUCGCUUUCCAGUCCCGGUCCACUGGCCACGCCGUCACAUAUUUUACCGCCGCCAUAUGAGGACGCUCGUCAUUCGUUCAAAGCGCCGACCAGUUCAAAAACAGGACGUUCCUGGGCCGGCGGAACUCCAAAAAUCGGCCCACCACCAAAUUUUAUUCCACCACCGCCGAAAGCUUGAGCUUUUUCUCGACGCAGUUUUUCUGUUUCACCGCGAAGCUCGUCGAUAAGGACGUGUUUUGGGUUGUCGAUUUUCUGCUCUUUUCCGCUUCUGCGCCGAAAUCGAUCAUUGGUCAUGCUUCCACCGUUUUUGUGCACGCGUAUUUUGCCGGGAUGUAUUCCAGUGGGCGUUUUUAUUUUUGCACUGAGUUGACGAAGGGCGGGGUUUUAUGGGCCCGAACGUUGAUCGCCGAAAUUUUGUUGGACGGGAAAUAACGAGUCACGAGAGAUUUUCGGAGAGGGUGUGGUACUUGUGAUAAGAGUUCUUGGAAGUACAGUGAGACGUUAUUCAUGAUGGAUGGAUAACCUGAAGAAGCCUCAAGCAUGUUUGCCUAACGGAACGAUACGAAUACUGUAUCAACCAUAAUAAAUGUCGAUGCUUGCACGUGCACAACUUCGUCGGUCUUGAACGAGGGAGUGCAGCUGGUAUCCUGUUCUUCAAAAGGCUCGGAGUUCUAGUAGCACAUUUUUAACGUAUCCGAGGUUUCUUGAGCGAGGCCCAGUCGAAUUCAAGUUACUGAAGCUACGACCAGGAUUCAGAUUUUAUGUCAUCCAUGCAAUUUUUUGUGUGGCGCUAAAUGGCGAUGUUUUCAAUCCGAAGAUGUAUCUUGCGACUCACGUUUCGAAUUAUUCUGAACGUGCAUACUUCUGAAGCCUCCCGCUUUGUUGCCGGAGAGUUCUAUAACCUUGUUGACAUAAGGCUUUAAAGUUCUAAAAUGCUCGUUAACAUUUUCAUGUUCCAAUGUUACUCGUAAGAUUUCGGCGUAUUACAGGAAGCUCUGAAAGUCAUCUUCUGGAAAGGUUCAGCUUUUUGAAGGAGGAUGUGAAACACCUAGAUUCCCAAUUAAAUAAUGUUAGCAUUCAUUGACACUGAUUCUCGUCAGAAUUCCCAAGGUAAUUCACUUUUCCUGGAGCUCAAGUAAUAGCGGUAUUAUGGUGUGCGUUAGUUUUUUUUGUUUUUCUUUGUUGGAAGAACUGACGUUCUGAGAGUACCAAGAGUGCCGUAUUGAGAAGAUCGGAAUUUCGUAACGGAAAUUACAUCUAUUUGUAUGUUUGUCCGAGUCUCGGGAACGAAGCGAGGAUAUGGUGCCGGUCAUCCUCGUUUGCUGAGAUUCGUUGGCAGCGAGUUAAAAAAAUUCGGAUUGAUAAUGCUUAACUGCUGAAGGUUACCAACUAAGAGGAAGAGCAAAUGUUGUGCUGUUGAAUUCAAGCAAUUUUUGCGCGUUGUGCUAUUUAUUUUUCAAGCGAAUUCAGGAAAAAACAAAAAAGAAACUGGAUGAUGUGUAGUUGUUCGCUGGAUUGCCGGAUAUUUAUGAACUUGUUUUGGUUGCUUACGAAUCUCAUUUGGCGUGCAUGUGUCUAUCCUGUGUUUGCGCUGGAGUUUCAUAGGGCUAUGAUUAGUCGCCCUGCGGUGCGACUUAUUUUUUUCUAUUUGGCUUCUUCGAACUAGUGAUAUAUGCUGACGAAUUUCGGAAAAUGCUCCGUGGAUCAAUAUAGAUUAGUUUUUUCGGCGCUUUUUAAGGAAUGAAGCUUUUGUGUCCAGUG
This is a messenger RNA of Notodromas monacha, 3870 nucleotides long. NCBI's taxonomy places the organism in Eukaryota, Metazoa, Arthropoda, Ostracoda, Podocopida, Cyprididae. The record is from the annotation of a GenBank genome assembly.